CUUCUGACAAAGCGAAAGUCGAUGAAAAUGAAGGAAUUGUUGGUGGUAGCUACGUUACUGAUGAUUGGGGUGACUGGAGAGGCUCCAGCACCCUACCCUGCGAGUGGAUGGCGCCCGCAGGGACCUGCUUUCGACCUACCAUCAAGAAUGCCUCCAUUGAAGCAAGAGUACCUACCCGUGGAGCCAAGAAGACCUCAAAUUCCAAAUUUCAACGACGAUGUCGAUGUAUCAGUACAAGGUCUGCCAACGGUCGAACAACAGCCAAUCUUCCAGGUGUCACCUAUUAAUGGACAGCAAUUAACAGGGCCCGCUGUUAAUGCUGAUGUGUCUAAACUUAAUCCAAGCCUGCAGCAAGCGCAAUAUCAACUGCAACUAGAAAAAGCGUUACAGUUUGCGAGGCAGCGAGAAUUCGAUGCUGCUAGGGUUCCGUCCAGCGGGUUACCACAACAGCAGUCUCCCAGGCAAUUUGCUUCCCAACCAUCGACUACUCCAAAGCCUGAAUCCAGAUCACAACCGGAAACGACAACUGAAUCACUGAAUGAGGGCGAGCUUUUGGAUGACAAAGACAAAGAUCAGAAGGAGAAGGUCUCUGUGGAAGUUACCAAACAAAAUAUACAAGAGUAUCCAGCUGAAUUGUUCCUAAGCCCGCUAGCACAGCUGAAUUUGCAACAGCAAUUUGUUCCCCUGUCGCAGUUAGGUCAACUUAGGGCACCGCUAUAUUAUCCUCAGGUUACAGAACAGAACCAAGGUUUCGAUGGACCAGCCCAUCUAGCUGCUUUGCCGUCUGUUUUAGCGCAGAGAGAGUUAUUAUCGCAACAAGUAUUACCUGCUCAAGGUUUCGCUCAGAACCCUAUAAUAGUACAGGAACAACCUCUGGUUCAAGAGCCUUUGAACCAAUAUGCAGCUAUAAACCAAUACCAACCCCUCAAUCAGUAUCAACCUGUAAACCAAUAUCAACCUCAGCAACCGGAAGUACAGGCCUUUUCCCAAUUUAAUAUACCUCCUCAACAAAUAAUUUUACAAAGUCAAGGCAAUCAAAUCCAACCAAGUCAAUUCCAACCUCAGCAACCAGGUCAAUUCCAACCUCAGCAACCAAGUCAGUUCCAACCACAGCAACCAGGUCAGUUCCAACCACAGCAACCAAAUCAAUUCCAACCUCAGCAACCAAGUCAAUUCCAACCACAGCAACCAGGCCAGUUCCAGUUUCAGCAACCAAAUCAGUCACCUCCACAAAAACCUAAAGACGUAGAGGAAAUAGAGCAAAACGACCAGCAAGUUGUAUUACAAAGCUAUCAACCCCAGUUCUACCAGCCACAGUAUCAGCCCAACCAAUUCCAAAACCAACCCAUAUUUGUAUCUCAACCAGCCUUCAGUUAUCAGAACCAGCAAUACGAGCCGCAAUCGGUGCAACAGUUCGACCCUAACAAUUACCAGGCGCAAGUUCAAGGUCAGGGGCUCCAGAGCGGUCUCGACUUGAACCAACAAGGAAAUGGUAUUGAACAAAACGAAGAGAGAGAGUUCGAUGAUAGGGAAGAGGUCGACGAGGGCAACGAAGCGACCGCCGUGGCUACAGCUUUUGGCACAAGAACGCAACCCCGAGUUUUUGCGUCGUAUGGCGCUCCCAUACCUAAAGUGCAAGCGACUCAAGGCUAUCCCACCACGACGGAAUCCGUGGCUCAGGAAGAAGCAAUGACAGAAGACGGCCCAGCCAUUGCCCAGGCCACCGCUGUAGCUACCGGCAGGAGAAGUGCCAAACAAAGAAGCCGCAGAUUAAGGCCAGUGUUCACUUUGGAUCGCUCUGGGCAUUUAGUUUUGGCUCAACAAUAAUCGUUACAAGCUUACAAUAAACGCGUAAAUUAUUAAAAUUUUGUUAGAACAUAAUAUUUCUGAAUCGCAAUCUCCUAAACAUUUAAAUCCACAUCACUUGUUUAUUUUAUAUGUCCUUUUGAAAAUCAAGUGAUUGUCGUAUAGACUUAUACCAGUUAGAAUAAAAAAAACAGGUUUUAUUUAUGCUAUAAA
This is a messenger RNA of Danaus plexippus (monarch butterfly), 2019 nucleotides long. RefSeq lists its product as uncharacterized. The record is from RefSeq and is a predicted model, not a curated record. The transcript has 7 exons. NCBI's taxonomy places the organism in Eukaryota, Metazoa, Arthropoda, Insecta, Lepidoptera, Nymphalidae. Bases 22 to 1827 code for a protein of 601 amino acids.